CCGCGAGGGGGAGACCGCCGCCCGCCCGCCCACCCGCCGCCCUCGGACGCGGCCCCGCACGCCCAGCCCCGUCGGCGACACCAUGAGCUCCGGCCAGCAGCCGCCUCCCCCGCGGAGGGUCACCAACGUGGGGUCCCUGCUGCUCACCCCGCAGGAGAACGAGUCCCUCUUCUCCUUCCUCGGCAAGAAAUGUGUGACUAUGUCUUCAGCUGUGGUACAGUUAUAUGCAGCAGAUCGGAACUGUAUGUGGUCAAAGAAGUGCAGCGGUGUUGCUUGUCUUGUUAAGGACAAUCCACAGAGAUCUUAUUUUUUAAGAAUAUUUGACAUUAAAGAUGGGAAACUAUUGUGGGAACAGGAACUAUACAAUAAUUUUGUGUAUAAUAGUCCUAGAGGAUAUUUUCAUACCUUUGCUGGAGAUACUUGUCAAGUUGCUCUUAAUUUUGCCAAUGAAGAAGAAGCAAAAAAAUUUCGAAAAGCAGUUACAGACCUCUUGGGCCGGCGACAAAGGAAGUCUGAGAAAAGGCGAGAACCUCCAAAUGGUCCCAAUCUACCCAUGGCUACAGUUGACAUAAAAAAUCCAGAAAUAACAACAAAUAGAUUUUAUGGUCCACAAGUCAACAACAUCUCACAUACCAAAGAAAAGAAGAAAGGAAAAGCUAAAAAGAAGAGAUUAACCAAGGCUGAUAUUGGAACUCCAAGCAAUUUUCAGCACAUUGGACAUGUUGGUUGGGAUCCAAAUACAGGCUUUGAUCUAAAUAAUUUGGAUCCAGAGCUAAAGAAUCUUUUCGAUAUGUGUGGAAUCUCAGAGGCCCAACUUAAAGACAGAGAAACAUCAAAAGUUAUCUAUGACUUUAUUGAGAAAACAGGAGGUGUUGAAGCUGUUAAAAAUGAACUCCGAAGGCAAGCACCACCACCACCACCACCAUCAAGAGGAGGCCCUCCACCCCCUCCACCCCCUCCACACAGCUCAGGGCCUCCUCCUCCUCCUGCUCGUGGAAGAGGUGCUCCUCCCCCACCACCGUCAAGAGCUCCCACAGCUGCACCUCCACCACCGCCUCCGUCCAGGCCUGGUGUGGGGGUCCCUCCACCCCCACCAAACAGGAUGUACCCUCCUCCACCUCCAGCUCUUCCUUCUUCAGCACCUUCAGGGCCUCCACCACCACCUCCACCCAUGACAGUGUCAGUGUCAGCAUCAGUGGCACCACCCCCACCACCUCCGCCUCCGCCUCCACCCGGUCCACCACCGCCCCCUGGCCUCCCUCCUGAUGGGGACCAUCAAGUACCAUCUCCCGCAGGAAACAAAGCAGCUCUUUUAGAUCAAAUUAGAGAGGGCGCUCAGCUGAAGAAGGUGGGGCAGAACAGCCGACCGGUGUCCUGCUCCGGGAGGGAUGCACUCUUAGACCAGAUACGGCAGGGCAUUCAACUGAAAUCUGUGUCUGAUGGCCAAGAGUCUACGCCACCAACGCCUGCACCCACUUCAGGAAUUGUGGGUGCCUUGAUGGAAGUGAUGCAGAAGAGGAGCAAAGCCAUUCACUCCUCAGAUGAGGAUGAUGAAGAAGAUGAUGAAGAAGAUUUUGAGGAUGAUGAUGAAUGGGAAGACUGAUCUAUAUAUAUAUUAUAUAUAUAUAUAUAUAUAUACAUACAUAUAUAUAUUUUUACGGUGAAAUACUAAACACUACUUUCUGUCUAUGGAUUCUGUAAAAUUAUCAUGUAAAUGUUCUACCAAUUUGCUGUAUAUUUUUGUUGCCUUUUUGCUUUUUUUUAAUUAAUCUGUGCAAUACCUCAUUUAAUCUGUAAAGGUUUGUCAUAAUCUACUCCCUGUUAUUGUUGCAAGUUUACACCAGAAUGCUCACUUAUUGUGAAUAUUUUUCAUUCCAUCAACAGAGGAGUUUAAAUAUUAUAUGUGAGACUGACAAUAAACCUUAAUGUAAUUUAGUUAUAAUGCCAGAAGGAAAACACUAUUUUCAUACCCUCCUUUUUCUGUACCUAAAUUUUCUUAUUAAAAUCUAGUAUAGCACUACAUUCUUUUUAAGGUGAUGUAAACUUCAAUUUCUUUAGCCCCGUCAUUUUGAACACAAUGCUACAUAUGAAUGUUGAAGCUGAUACAUUGCACAGUUCUCUAGGUAUCACUACACAGCAGUUUUUCAAAUUUUAGCAAUAUUCUCUGCAUAAAAUCACUACAAAAAUACUAAUGGAGAAGACUGGUACACUCUUCUUAAUCAUAAUGCCCGUCAUGUUUCAGCAGUGGUAUUUGUAGGCUGAAAUCAUAGGAGCCCUCACAUACCUGUAAUUGAGGUUAUUUUUUAUGCUAUAGCAAAUGUGGCAGGCCCCUUUUGGCAAAAAGUUGAAAUAUAUUUUUGGUAUUCUGAAAAGUUAUUUAAUUGGAGUUUUGCAGGUUUGGGAAUAGUUUCCUGCUUCAUAGCCAAUAUGAUUACUUCCAGUGUUUGAUUAAAAAUGUUAGCAAAACAUUAUUUUAAUAGUAUGGAAAUAAAUGCUUUUAUUUUACAGUUUG
Molecule: messenger RNA, 2512 nt
Organism: Dipodomys spectabilis (banner-tailed kangaroo rat)
Lineage: Eukaryota; Metazoa; Chordata; Mammalia; Rodentia; Heteromyidae
Gene: Wasl
Product: WASP like actin nucleation promoting factor
Exons: 11
Coding region: 83-1603 (506 amino acids)
Biological process (GO): actin filament organization
Cellular component (GO): nucleus; endoplasmic reticulum membrane; cytoplasm
Molecular function (GO): microtubule binding; actin binding
Source: RefSeq, a predicted model, not a curated record